UCGGGCCGUUUAUAUAUAUGUAUCAUAAAUAUGGACCAAUUUAUCACUGAAAGAGAAGAAGUACAAGGAACGCAACCCUGUUCAUGCAAAACCAGUUUGCAAAAUGAAAUGGAGGAUGAAAUAGAGGAAAAAGACUGUUCUUGCAAAGAAAAAGGAUUGGGUGACGAGACGCGCAAGAAUGGUGCAAGCGUUGCUGCGUGUAAGGAAGGCAAAUCUGAUAGUCAUAUCAAAACAGAUGAUUCUGGACUACGCGAGAAAAGCACCGAAAAGAAGGUGUCGUCUUAUUCUGGCGGAACUAAUAUGUGGUCAUAUAAUAAGUUCCCACAGACAUACUAUUUUAAUGGCGUCCGUCUGGCUGAUGAUGUCGUUGGUUCUGUGACCAUGCCAAAAAUAUCGACCACUCGCUCUUGUGAAACUUCUGAUCUCAAUAAGGAAAUACCGGAUACACGCGGCCCCCAACACAUGUCACAAGAGAAUGCGAUAGCUGAAGAAAAUGACUUAACUUGCAACUUUGCAUCAGAAGCUCUGUUGAAACGGGUUUACAAAAUAAACAAAGGGUACGCAUUAAUAGUACACAACAGAUUUUUCAACAAUCUCUCGACAAGAGAUGGAUCAGAGAAAGACCUGGACGCCAUAAGAUCAUUCUGUGAAGAAGCCAACCUGAAGACCGACGUACAGGAGAACCUGGCAGUACGCGAAAUCCGCGACCAUUGCAAGAGGCUUACGGGAGAUGGAAAAAUAUUUCAAAACUAUGACGGUUUUGUUUGUUUUAUACUUAGCCACGGAAGGAGUGGCGGUAUUUACGGCGUAUGUGGAGAAACUAUAAGCGUUGAGGAAAUCGUCUUCUAUUUUAAAGAAAAUAGUGACCUCUUGGAAAAGCCCAAGCUGUUCUUCAUCCAAGCAUGUCGAACCGGCGAUAUGGAGGAGGACGAUGGAACUGAGGAUAGCGAUGUGAAGAAGCGCCUUUGUCCACCUGGGGCCGGUUUAAAUGAUGACAUAGCGGGAACUGAGUUUGGGGACAAAAGAAUGAUGCCAAUUCAAGUUUCAACUCUCACAAAGUUUGUCUUUUUUAAAAUGGCGACCUCUGCCGAAAUGAUAAAUGCAAAACAUAUACAUCAAAACAGGUACACUCAUGACCAGGACGAUGUAGGAAGUAGUAGUAAUUGCUCUCUUAUGUAG
Dendronephthya gigantea is the source of this 1179-nucleotide messenger RNA. RefSeq lists its product as uncharacterized. NCBI's taxonomy places the organism in Eukaryota, Metazoa, Cnidaria, Anthozoa, Malacalcyonacea, Nephtheidae. The record is from RefSeq and is a predicted model, not a curated record. Gene Ontology annotation, biological process: proteolysis. Bases 31 to 1179 code for a protein of 382 amino acids. Gene Ontology annotation, molecular function: cysteine-type endopeptidase activity. The transcript is spliced from 6 exons.